CUGUCCUGGGAACUGGUUGAACCAGAGUACAACCUGCUCAUCUGCCUCUGGCGGAGCAGCUGCAGAGCUGAGACGUGCCCAGUUGCGAGCAGAGCAGCAGAGCCAAGGCUUGGGAGGCUAGGCUGGCGCGCUGCGCUGCGGGGCGCUGCUGAGGGCGAGCAUUGGACCGGCCACCUCCCCGAGGCCCAUGCAGGGGUCAAUACAGCCCGCGGCUCGCUCAUGAGGCCACCGCGGUGCGGGGAGAGGACCCGAGGCAUCCCGCUGGGGCUGCUCGCGUUCUGGGUGACUGCCGCCCGCUGUCUGCAGAGUCAGGGGGUGUCACUGUACAUUCCACAGUCGGCCAUCAACGCCACUGUCCAACAAGAUAUCCUGUUGUCAGUGGACUACCUCUGCCAUGGCGUGCCCACUAUUGAGUGGAAGUACACACCUAACUGGGGUGUGCAGAGGAUCGUGGAGUGGAAACCAGGGGCCCCAGCCAAUGUCUCCCAAAGCCAUAGAGACAGAGUCUGCACCUUUGACAAUGGCUCCAUCCAGCUUCUCAGUGUGGGUGUGAGGGAUUCUGGCUACUACAUCAUCACUGUCACAGAGCACCCUGGGAGCAGCCAGUCUGGCACCAUCUUGCUGCAUGUGUCUGAGAUCCGCUAUGAAGACCUCCACUUCGUUGCUGUCUUCUUUGCUCUGCUUGCUGCCGUGGCUGUGGUGCUAAUCAGCCUCAUGUGGGUUUGCAAUCAGUGUGUGUAUAAAUUCCAAAGGAAGAGGAGGUACAAACUCAAAGAAAGCACCACUGAGGAGAUUGAGAUGAAAGAUGUUGAGUGUUAGCCAAGACUCUGCCCAAUUACAUUGCUACCUCAGAGAAAAACAGUAUUUUCCAGUCGAAGGAACAAACCGAGCCCAUCCUUGCUGCAGCUUCCACACCCCUUUCCCAGUGAGACAGCUGGAAGAUAAAGAAGCUGACUGUGGAACUGGAGGUGAUGGCUAACUUAUAUAAGCCAGUUCUAGGAGUUGCCUGUAGUUCAAAGAAACGUCUGAGGCUUUCAACCAGGAACUUUCCUUGGUUGCAGCUUCAGGGCCAUGCUGACCCUUAACACAGGCAGGCACCAGCUACCACGCUGCUGCAGUCCCACAUUGUCCUGCUGAAGGAGCUCCUGUCUCCAGAGCCAGUGUGUCUGCAGAGGGGCUGAUGUGCAGCUUUCUGUGCCUUUGUGCUCCUGUCUGGUGUGCAAACAGCGGCACCCUCCUCCUCCCCAUUUUACAUCCCACAAACAUGAGCAAGCCUGAGGCUCUGACAGUCUGAUGAGGUAAAGUGAACUGUACCUCACAGGGAGCAGCUGAGUGCACAAAGGGCCCAGCUCUGGCCACAGGGAGCAAAAGACAUCAAUUUCAUCCUCCCUCAUACAAAGUUAACUGAGUAGCCUAAACUAGGGUUACUAGGAGAAAAACAUGGCUUAAGUUGACCAGGGGUAGCUGGAUGGGCAGUACACCAGUAAAAUCUGUAAGGCUUCAUCCAGCUUCAUCCUAUUCAAUCAACAACAUUUCAGGUCUCCAGUCAGAUCCCAGGCAGAGGAACGUGUGCUAUCCACCUACCUCAUAUGGCAUCAGGAGAAACCAGUAUUAGCCUAGAUCUCUCAGAGGGAUUAAGAAAAGCAUGCAAGGGCUGGAGAGAUGGCUGGCUGUUACGGGCUAGGCUCACAAUGAAAAAUAUAAGAAAAGCAUGCAAAUCAUUGAAGGAUCGGGAAAGUUAGUUGAGAAAGUGCAAUAUUGCAUAACAAAGGUUAAAAUGCCCUGGGGUGGAUCAGGAGGGAAGGCUCAGCUCCCACGAGCACUUGCUGUUCUUGCAGAGGACCCUGACUCAAUUCCAUGCACCACAUGGUAUAAAUCCGGUUCCAGAGAAUGCCUCCCUCUUCAGGCACCCAUGGGAAUUGCAUGCACACAGUGCACACAAUAUGUGAAGGCAAAACAUUCAUACAUGUGAAAAAUAAAAGUUAAAAAUUAAA
Mus pahari (shrew mouse) is the source of this 1994-nucleotide messenger RNA. RefSeq names its product V-set and transmembrane domain containing 5 (gene Vstm5). The record is from RefSeq and is a predicted model, not a curated record. Gene Ontology annotation, biological process: positive regulation of excitatory synapse assembly; filopodium assembly. Gene Ontology annotation, cellular component: dendrite; axon; plasma membrane. Bases 220 to 819 code for a protein of 199 amino acids. The transcript has 4 exons. Lineage: Eukaryota; Metazoa; Chordata; Mammalia; Rodentia; Muridae.